Myiozetetes cayanensis is the source of this 1346-nucleotide messenger RNA. It is a transcript of the gene IL5RA, whose product is annotated as interleukin 5 receptor subunit alpha. Gene Ontology annotation, biological process: cytokine-mediated signaling pathway; immunoglobulin mediated immune response. The coding region runs from base 1 to 1275 and encodes 424 amino acids. The transcript has 10 exons. Gene Ontology annotation, molecular function: cytokine receptor activity; protein binding. Lineage: Eukaryota; Metazoa; Chordata; Aves; Passeriformes; Tyrannidae. The record is from RefSeq and is a predicted model, not a curated record. Gene Ontology annotation, cellular component: external side of plasma membrane; membrane.
AUGAAGGCCAGCAGGAUGCAAGUGUGUCUGAUCCUCCUCUGGACAACCAACUCAGCUCAGCCAAACGCAGCCCAAGCUGCAGGAGUUCAGGUUUUCCCACCUGUAAACUUCACCCUCACGGUCUCUGCAUUAGCACAAGUCCUGCUACACUGGGAACCAAACCCUGACCAAGACCAAGAGAACUACACCAUCAGAUAUGAUGUGAAGAUCCUCAGCCCCGUGCCUGAAGAGUAUGACACCGGGAAGACCCACAGUGUCCGAACGGUCGCGCUCCACGACGGCUUCUCCGCACACGUCCGCACCUUGCUUCUCCACAACGACCUUCAGAUGAGAAGUGAGUGGGUGAAGGAAAACCUCCCCCCUCUGCCAGGUGCUCCCGAGACAUCCGUCACCAAUUUGUCCUGUGUCACUCACAUCACCCUCUCUGGGGCUGUCUCCCUGCACUGCUCGUGGCUUCCUGGCCCAGGGGCACCACAAGACACUGAGUACUUCCUAUUUUACAGGUACAAGAACUACACCGAAGAAUGUCACAGCUAUGGCAGAGACAGGUGGGACAGGAAUACUGAGUGCAGCUUUCCAGGGACUCACAUUGACCCUGAGGAGGUUGAUGAUCUCGUAAUCCACAUUAAUGGGUCCAGCAAACGGGCUCCAAUCAAGCCUUUUCAGCAGCUGUUUAACCAAAAUGCCAUUGAGAAAGUGAAUAUUCCCAGAAAUAUCACUGUAUCCUUGGAGGGAAACGAUCUCCUGGCCACCUGGGAGAAGCCAAUUUCUCUUUUCCACGAGGAAUGUUUUGAAUAUGAAUUUUACCUCGUCAACCUGAAGUCAGGUAACAAGCAGAUCCUGAAAUUAUCCUCAAACAAAUUCCGCUUGAGGAUUGAUGUGACCAGCAGAUAUUCCAUCCAGAUCAGAGCCAAUCAUCACCCGUGGUGUGUGAGAGGAGUUUGGAGUGACUGGAGUGAAGUUAUUUAUGUUGGGCAAAACAAACUGGAGAGUUCUGUGUCCUGGAUUCUCGCUGUGCUUUGUGUGGCCACGUCCUGCACGUUCCUGCUUGUCACUCUAAUAUGCAAAAUAAACCGUGUCUGGAGCAAACUCUUUCCACCAAUUCCAACACCCAGCAACAAAUUCCCAGAUCCCUUCCCAGUUGACUACGAGGAUGUUGUCCAUGAACUCUGCCCCAGCCCCAAGCUCCAGCUCCCAGCUCACAGCGGGGUUUGCUUUCCAGAGGGCACGGACCUGCACCAGCGACACGGAGACCGAGUUCAGCAGCCUGGCUGAGGAUCUUUACUGCAGAGCCCUGGAUGACUCUGUCUUCUGAGAGGCUGCUCCACGUCACCUCCAUGUGCCCA